CCCGUAUCUGGGCUGAUGUCAUCGAGAUCAUGUGAUUGGGCCAGAACGGAGCCGUCGGGUAGCCCAGGAAGCUGGCAGAGUGCAGGGAGAGCCAGGAAAGGAGUCCGUCCGCCUGAUAUGACCGUGCGGCUGCCGUGAGUGUCUGCUCCGCUCUCCGAUUUCCAGACGGUUAAGUGAUCCCAGAGCUCUGCUUCCCGGACUGCCAAACACAUUAGACUUGUCUGUCCACCUUUAAACAUGGCGAACCGAGGAGGAGCCUCCAGACCUAAUGGGCCCAACGCCGGGAAUAAAAUCUGUCAGUUCAAGCUCGUCCUCCUAGGAGAGUCCGCUGUGGGAAAGUCCAGCCUAGUGCUACGCUUCGUCAAGGGACAGUUUCACGAGUUCCAAGAAAGCACGAUCGGAGCUGCAUUUCUUACCCAGACUGUGUGUCUUGAUGAUACAACAGUAAAGUUUGAAAUUUGGGAUACAGCAGGCCAGGAGCGGUACCACAGCCUAGCGCCAAUGUACUACAGAGGAGCCCAAGCGGCCAUAGUUGUAUAUGACAUCACAAAUGAGGAAUCAUUUGCAAGAGCAAAGAACUGGGUAAAAGAACUCCAGAGACAAGCGAGCCCCAAUAUUGUGAUAGCGCUGUCUGGUAACAAAGCCGAUCUGGCUUCCAAGCGAGCUGUGGACUUCCAGGAGGCUCAGGCUUAUGCAGAUGACAACAGCUUGUUGUUUAUGGAGACUUCUGCCAAAACAUCAGCGAAUGUGAAUGAAAUAUUCAUGGCCAUAGCCAAAAAGCUUCCGAAGACGGAACCACAGACUGGUGGAGGCAACACUGUUCGAGGACGUGGAGUAGAUCUUACCGAAAGCGCACAACCUAGCAAAAGUCAAUGCUGUAGUAACUAAGCCUUCACGUACUUUUAAAACUCUCGAUAUUCUCUUGCUUCCUAAUUGUUAAAAUAACAAUUGAGUGUCUAACCCUUUUUCAGCCUCGGCGCCGACCCUUCAGCGCAAUGUGUUGGAAGUCUCCCCAGGCAAUAGGUUCAAUAACGUGGCCCAGUGAAACUUUAAACAGCAGAAGAGACUUGCAGUGUCGUCUCUCCCGCCCCCCCCCCCCCUUUUCAGUUCUUUACGUGCUGAAUCUGGUUUUUAACAUGCAUGCAUUAACUUCUGAAAGCAGAUAAAAAUGUUGUCUUGUAGCAGAUACACAUGGAACAGUCAAGAGAACCUGUCGCCAAAUAUUAGCACCUCCUAACUUUUAUCAGUGAUGAGUUCCGGGUAUGACUAAUUCAUAAUGAUUAUCAUUAAUCCAUAGGGGAACGUUUUAAAUGGUUUGUUCAAAAAUUUUUAAUAUGAGUAAAAAGUAUAAUAAGAAAUGGGUUCCGCCUCUUCACAGUGUUCACUGAAAGUCGCCUCCUCUGCUAAAAUGUACAUUCCGCUUCUUACUGUGUAACUUAUCAGCCACUAAUCGUUCUGCUUCUUACCUAGGAGAAUGGGAAGUGCGAUACCGGUUUCAUUAGCUCUUUGGGGAACAGUUUACGGUUUUAUUUCCAGAGCAACUCCUUAAAAUCAUGCUAAAUUGUCCGCUAUUAUUCAAAGGUGAUUCAUCAGAGAUGUAAUUUUCUUUUCCCUUACAGAACACUCUAGUAUCCGUUAAUUCUGCUUUCAUGGGGUUUCUUUUUGUUUUUUUGCCCAAUACAAAUACAAUGUUCUAACAAUUAUGUGUACUCCAUUUAAUUAUCUUAAAAUUGGAUGGUAAAAUUGUAUUGUAAAUAGGGUACUGGAUUGUAGUCUUCAUUUAUGUUUAAUAUGUUCUGUUACUUGUAAGAUUUGGUUAAAAUUGUACAGUUACUAAAAUGAUGAAAUAAAAAGCUAAUUUUUUUCCUCUA
This is a messenger RNA of Bufo gargarizans (Asiatic toad), 1871 nucleotides long. It is a transcript of the gene RAB5A, whose product is annotated as RAB5A, member RAS oncogene family. The record is from RefSeq and is a predicted model, not a curated record. Lineage: Eukaryota; Metazoa; Chordata; Amphibia; Anura; Bufonidae. The transcript has 6 exons. Gene Ontology annotation, molecular function: GTPase activity; GTP binding. Bases 238 to 888 code for a protein of 216 amino acids.